UGUUAACGAAGCUAACGAUUAAUCGUUGUUAUGAUUCGUGUAGUGGGUGUAUUCCCGGAGUAGCUAAACAUUCCAAUAAUAAUUUAAUAUCUGAUCAGCUAAUUACACUUUAGCAGCGCAAAAUGUCAGCCGAGUGGCGAUGCAUACGUCGCAACCAGGACGAGUGCCGGCGUUAUCUGGACCAGUUCAAGGUUUUCGAUCACCCUCUGAAGCAAUCGUCAAUCACUAUUCUGGAAAGCAAAGGUACGCGAGCGAAAGCCAACAGCAAUAUCAGCGAAAGCAACAGUGGCGCUUCAUCGACCAUCUCGUUGGAUCCGUUGAGUUUGGCUCUAGAUGGGGAGGAUCCAUUGAGUCAAUUUGCCCGUCAAGAAUCAGCGCAAGACCCUUUAUCGCAGAUGGCGGCUGAACUUGAAGGAACCUUCAUUACAACUUCAAAUAAAAUGUCUCAGAAGAAGAAGGAAGUAACCAAUUUGCUUGAAAUGGACCUUAUAGAACCAUGGGCUUCCCGGCGAGUAGCUAUUCUGAAUAAAUACACUACCAAUGAAAAGCUGUCGAUUGUGACUAGCUUCCUGAACGGGGGUGAAACCAUUAAAUCACAAACGACAAUGUCUGAAAAGGUGAAGCAUCGCCUGGAACAGCUGGAUGAGUUCGAGGAGGGAACCGUGCGACAGAUGUUGGACCUCUCCCAGCAAGAGUACGUACUGAAAAUUGAACAGUUGAAUCACGAGCUGGUGCAAGCGUGGAACACCGAUCAGCGCGUGAAGGCGUUAAAGAUUGCCAUCCAGUGUUCAAAACUGUUGGCCGAUACUUCGGUUAUACAAUUUUACCCAUCUAAAUUUGUUCUGAUUACGGAUAUACUGGACAUUUUCGGUAAAUUGGUCUACGAGCGAUUGCUCAUUAAGGGGGAAGUUGGUGGUCUUGGAAGUAAAAAAAUGCCGGCACUUCCGAAUGAUUUUACUCCGGAGAUGGUACCGGAGUCGGCGAAAGAAACGUGCCAGAAUUGGUUUUAUAAAAUUGCUUCAAUACGAGAAUUGUUGCCGCGAUUGUACGUGGAAAUGGCCAUUUUCAAAAGCUAUCGUUUUAUUUCAUCAAAGGAAUUCAACUCUAUUUUGAUGAGACUGACCCGAAUGAUUCGUGGCGUGGGUGAUCCAUUGGUUGCCGCUUACGCACGUUGCUAUCUUUGUCGAGUGGGGAUGGCCGUUACAACCGAUAGAGAAUAUCUGAAAGAAAAUCUCAACGAUUUUCUGCUGAUCUAUCAUACCGUCUUCAAUGGAGGCAUUCGAGCGGAAAUCGUUAAAGCUAGAUUCACGUUGAAUGGGUACAUUUCUUUGUAUCUGCCUGCACUGGAUUGGAUCAUACAGGGCGCCACCAUUCUCAGUACCGAUUCCGAACUGGAUGACAUCAUGCGAAAAUGCUAUGAUAGGAAAAACCCGGCCCUGUUGAUGCAGUCGUUACUACAGUCUUUCCGGCCAGACUUCAUUGCAUUGCGGGCAGUACAGUUCGUGGAGAUUCUGUCCUCUAUUUCAGUUGAGGGACUCUCGCGUGGUCAACUGUUGAGAAUGUUGGGUGCCAUUCUAAGUAAGACACCGCCGCCGACCGAGCAACGGGCCGUGGCGUUGAAUGCCGCUUGGCGAACCGUGAGUUCUAUGGCCAACGUGGAGGAGUACAUUCAAUGUGCGGAAAUGUGGGCUCAAUUCACUAGUCAGCAUUUCGGGCUUCGAGAAGUUAACGCAUUGAUGGGUGAUAUUCUGUACCACAUGACCCCGAAUAGGUCUUACGAGCGACAUUAUCACGAGCUUCAGGUCAUCAUCGAGAAAAUCGUUUCCAAUUCCCAGGAUAUCCACGGUGUGCUUGCAUUGGAAAAUUUUCUUCCAAUGUUGGAUCUGUUCCAAAAAGAGUCGGUCAAAUUGGAAGUAGGUAAGAGCAUCCUUUCCAGCUACCGAUUUGCUUCGGGAGAUUUAUGUAUCAGUGAUCCAGUGGUCACCAAUGCUCUAAUGUACAUCAGCAAAGUGUUGAACGAUUCAGUCAAUGCCCUUACCAGCGAAGAUGAGCGUCGACAGAUCAGCAAUCUUAUCAGUCACUUCAUCCGCAAGGUCGACUUUGGUCGAGACUUCGAACAGCAGCUUUCGUUCUAUGUUGAUGCCCGUGCCGCCUUCUCCAAUCUAGACUCAGUAUAUACCACACUGAUACACUGUGUGAAUCGGCUAGCCACCAGCACGAGACGCAUUGUAAAGGGACAGCACACCGGUAAAACGGCUGCUUUUGUUAAAGCAUGUGCCGCCUAUUGUUUCAUCACGAUUCCAUCCAUCAUCGAGGUCACCACCCGCAUGGAACUGUACCUUCAGUCCGGUCAGGUAGCACUGCUAAAUGUUUGCCUACAGCAAGCGGAUUCGUGUUUCGAGGCAGCUCUAAAUUUGAUUCCGGAGAUACCUCGAACAUACGAGCAGGAUGGAACGUCGCACUCCACUGAACCAUUCCUCAAAUCAUUCCUCGUAAAUUUCCUCUCGACGCUUGUUAUAGUCCCAGACAAUCCAACUCAGGGUGUACUGUAUUUGCUUCGAUUACUGCUAGAAGUAAUUAAGAAGUAUCCUUUUGAUCCGAACACAAACAUCCUGGCAUCAGUUUACCUGCACGUGUUAGAUUUCCUAUCGGUAGCCGCACAGGAGGUCUACCCAUAUCAUAUCGUGAACGUAAUCUCCAACGAUGAAUUGUACGGUUCGGACCCCAAGUUUCUUGCUGAAAUUCAUAGCCUGGGAUGUGAGGUGUGCGAUCAGGUUCUUCAAAUACUAAAGCAGCUACUGGAAUCUAACAACGUGCGGCAGCAGUCACAGCUUGCGUUGGAUCUGUUUCUUAAGAUCAUCACUGGAGCCGAUCUGACCGUCGACCGGAUGUUCACUCUAUCGUACAAUCUGUGGAAUUUGGCGGCGAAGAAUCGGAAUACGCUGGACGCGAAACAGUUGCAAAAAAUACUAUCGUACACUGAACAUUUGGUGGAUGUGACUCAGCAAGACUCACAGAAACGCUGCCUUCAAACGCUACUGGAAAAGAUGAAAUCACGAAUGUAGUUAUCAUGAACUGAUCAAUCACGUAUAUAUUAAUAUACAUACUCAAAUAUUUUUUGGUUAUUCGUUAUAAUCAAUACAAAGCGUACUACCCUAAGGUUAUCACUG
Molecule: messenger RNA, 3170 nt
Organism: Topomyia yanbarensis
Lineage: Eukaryota; Metazoa; Arthropoda; Insecta; Diptera; Culicidae
Product: VPS35 endosomal protein sorting factor-like
Exons: 8
Coding region: 123-3065 (980 amino acids)
Biological process (GO): endocytic recycling
Cellular component (GO): endosome
Source: RefSeq, a predicted model, not a curated record